UGUAGGAAAAAUGUCAGGACACCUGUUGCGAUGUCCUUAAAUUUCAUCCUGUCCUACCAGGGUUUGCAUGUGCACAUCAAUAUUGUGUCAUUGAUAGACACGCCCCUGAAGUCGGGACACCACAUUUCCGCCUUCGUUGUUACAGUAAGGACCGUAUUGUUUGCUCUUACAGUAUCUACAACAGUCGUCGUUUAUUUACAUACAAUACGUGCUGUAGUUAUGACUGAAUGCACGACCUUCACUGAGGGAGAGUUCUAUGAGGGGCAUUUUGACCCGCGAGCGUAUGUGAAGAAUUUCUAUGCCUGCCCUAGCGGUCACGCUGACGAGAAGAAUUUUCUUACUUUCGUUUUGAGAUGCCUUAGCGGAGUUUUCUCAGCGGGAGAACAUAAGGGCAAGCGGCUGAUCGAUGUGGGCAGUGGACCAUCUAUCCACAGCGUCUUAAGUGCGUGCGACCAUUAUGACGAGAUCGUGCUCUCUGAUUUCGCAAGUAACAAUCGUAGAGAAAUUGAAAAAUGGCUGAACAAUAUAGAAGGAAGUUUAGAUUGGAAACCUAUAUUGCAGUACGUUUGUGAACUGGAGGGCAAAAGCCCAUCCGAUUUGGAGGCUACACUGAAGCAACGAGUCAAAAAAGUUUUAAAAUGUGAUGUCCGGUUGGAGAAUCCAUUCUAUCCACACACACUGGAACCAGCUGACUGUGUCAUUACAUCUCUGUGUCUGGAAGCAGCAUGUAAAGACAUUCAAACAUACUGUCGUGCGUUACAUGGGCUUACCAAACUCUUGAGUCCUGGUGGACUUUUGGUAAUGAUUGGUGUUCUGGGUGAAAGCUUCUACAAGGUAGAUGAUCAGCCCUUUUCUUGUCUUAGACUGAGUCGGGAUAAUAUUGAGGAAGCGCUCAGUGGCUUAGGCUUCUCAAUCCACGAGUUUAAUUUACUGCCUGCAGAAGACAGAGAGAACAACUCUGUGUCUGACUUUGAGGCAGUUUUUCAUCUUGUAGCGAGAAAACCCUCCGAGUGACAGAUCAAACAAGAAUUUAUAUAACACAGCAAAACAGUAUUACUUAACGCUAGAGCACACCAAAAUAAAUCCCUUUAUUUUUCCCUUUAACUGGGCCUUUGAUUUUCCUGCUUAUUAACAAAUCCACUGUAGAUGUUUUGGCAUUUUAGAUAAAUAUUGAAUGCAUAAAUCUCAACACUUUUAAAUGUGUUUUAUAAUGCAAGGCUUUUAAAAGAUGGAUAAUAAAAAGAAAAUUAUUUUGGUUAAAAUGUUAGGGUUUUUUAAAUGUACUAAUAAAGAUAUAACAUUUUUUAAGUUAAAUAAUAAGAAAUCUAUUUAAAUGAUUUAUGUUCUUUACACAAUUAAUACAAAAGAGAUCUUCGUCUGUGCACUUGAGGAAGAUUAGAGAAUUCAUCCAAACAUUCCUCUCUAUGAACCAUUUAAAUAACAUGCCACAAAGGAAAUAAACCAAGACCAAGUUAGUGUAGUAUUGUACAGUAAGACUUCAUGUCAUGAGACAGUCUGCUUUGUAUCAGAGUAAGUGUUCCAAAUGGAAGAUUAAAACAAAUGAACUGUAAAUGAUUGGUUCUUGUUCAUCUUGCAGAAAUUUGUGACUCUCACAGACUUCAACACAAACGCUUCUGUCAAUCAUUGAUUAAAACACUUUAUAGCCUGUUUGUCCUCAUUAUACAAUAAACGACUGCAGUUUGAUUUAA
This is a messenger RNA of Cyprinus carpio (common carp), 1709 nucleotides long. RefSeq lists its product as uncharacterized. Gene Ontology annotation, molecular function: N-methyltransferase activity. The coding region runs from base 31 to 1014 and encodes 327 amino acids. Lineage: Eukaryota; Metazoa; Chordata; Actinopteri; Cypriniformes; Cyprinidae. The transcript has 3 exons. Gene Ontology annotation, cellular component: cytosol. The record is from RefSeq and is a predicted model, not a curated record.